GCUUGCCGCCGGCGGAGGGCGGGGUCUGCGCGGGGACUUCCCCUGGGCUGAGCGGCGCAGCGGGGUUUUGGCCAAAUUGGGCGAGGGCACAAAAUAACCACUUACCCCUUCUCACCGAGGAAGAGCGGGAGAAAGGGUAUGGCACAGUCGCAAGGGUGGGUGAAAAGAUACAUCAAGGCCUUUUGUAAAGGCUUCUUUGUGGCGGUGCCUGUGGCAGUGACUUUCUUGGAUCGGGUUGCCUGUGUGGCAAGAGUAGAAGGAGCAUCGAUGCAGCCUUCUUUGAAUCCUGGGGGGAGCCAGUCAUCUGAUGUGGUGCUUUUGAACCACUGGAAAGUGAGGAAUUUUGAAGUACACCGUGGUGACAUUGUAUCAUUGGUUGUACAAAUGUCAUGUAUUGUGUUCUUCAAUUAAUAAACAGAUUGUAUUCUACUGCUGGAUUAGCCUUUCAAUUGCACGUCAACUAGAUGGCUUGAAUUAAUCUGAAUUCACCUUCAUGAUAGUGCUGAAGAAACUGAUACUGCAACUUCUCAUGUAACAAGAAGAUGUCAAGUUUAAUAAGUCUUUGAGCUGAUUCAGAAAAUAGAUUUGUUGCUAACAGCUUUUUUGUCAAUAUUGAUGUGAGAAUGCAAUUGGAUAUUAUAAAAACUCUUCAGUUCAACUGUUUAGUCGUUAAAAUAAUUUUGAUGUAACAGGUAUUGAUUAAGAAAGGGAUUUUAGAGAUAGAAAGACCUGACUUCAAUUCUCUUAUUUGCCAGUUACAGCUACAAUGGCACCCUUGGAUGAUUAUAACAAUACCUGCUUCAUAGAAUUGCUUUGAAAAUAAUUUAGAUAAUAAGAUUUAGUAAGUACUAAUAAAUAUGAAGUAUUAUUAUAAAAGUCAUGAACAUUUUUGUGUUAAAUAUAUUUAAAUUUGCCGGAAGUUUUAUCAGUUUUUCUAUUUGUGACAAUUAUAAAAUGUUGACUAACUGGAUUAUAAGUAUGCUAAGCUAUAGACUUUUUGGAGGGUCCUUUGAAUGCCAAUACAAUCCACAUAUCAGAGAACAUUAUACAGUUGACAUUUAAUAAAAUUGAUUUGAAUUUUCAUGGCUUCAGCUGGUAUGAUUGUCAUGCAAUUUUGCUUAUAUCCUGACAUAUAAUUGUUUUAUAAUUUUUCUAUAUUACCUGCCAAACUACAUUGUAAACAAAAAUUGAUUAGAGAUUAUAUUUCAGCUUUUAAAAAAUAUUAUCUAAAGUUGUGUGAAAAAAGAAAAAAAAAGACCUUCAACUACCAAGUCUGUUCCGUAAAUAUUUCUUGGAUUUUAACAUGAUUUCUUUAAUGGAUUCUCUGUAUUCCCCUUGAUUUUAAAAGAAAAAUGAAUAAGUAAAACUUAGUUAAGUUAGAAUUAUUAAUAGAAGAAUGCUAAAAUCAAUUAUGGUACCUUAAUACUAUGUAUAGUAUUAUAAGAUAUAUAUGUGGAUGUGUAGUUGUACGUGCAUAGAAAAUACUGUGGUAGGAUUAACAGCAAAUUGUUUAUAGAAUUACUUCAGGUGAAGAGAUUAAAAUAGUUUAGAGUGUAUAUCAAAUUGAGUUUUGUAAUUGCAAGCAAACUAAACUCAGAGAUUAUCUAAGCAAAAUAAGAAGGAGAUUUAUUGGAUAAAAUGUGGUUAUAUCAUAGAAUCAAAAGCCAAGCUGAGUAAAUAGGCCCCUGGAAGCAUGGAAAUAUAAACAGCUGAGACAGUUCAUUGGCAGAAAUUCCUGUGCAGUUUCUGUGGCAGGAGUGGGAUUUGGGAAUUUCCUGUGACUGACAGCCCUACUAGAAUGACAUAGAAUGGAGGGAAAAGCAGUUUACCAAAGGAAAAGGUGCUGGGCAUGAAGAAUAUCAUAGAGCUGUACUAUAGAGGGAUACUAUACUGUAGAGCUGUAGUAUAGAGGGAUUACUGUACUAUAGAGCUGUACUAUAGAGGGAUGCAAUACUAUAGAGCUGUACUGUAGAGGGAUGCUAUACUAUAGAGCUGUACUAUAGAGGGAUACUAUACUGUUGACCUGUACUGUAGAGGGAUACUAUACUAUAGAACUGUACUAUAGAGGGAUACUAUACUGUGGAGCUGUACUACAGAGGGAUAUUAUACUAUAGAGCUGUACUAUAGAGGGAUACUAUACUAUAGAGCUGUACUAUAGAGGGAUACUAUGCUAUAGAGCUGUACCAUAGAGGGAUGCUAUACUAUAGAGCUGUACUAUACAGGGAUGCUAUAAUAUAGAGCUGUACUACAGAGGGAUACUAUACUAUAGAGCUGUACUACAGAGGGAUAUUAUACUAUAGAGCUGUACUACAGAGGGAUAUUAUACUAUAGAGCUAUACUACAGAGGGAUGCUAUACUAUAGAGCUGUACUAUAGAGGGAUACUAUACUGUAGAACUGUACUGUAGAGGGAUACUAUACUAUAGAGCUGUACUACAGAGGGAUAUUAUACUAUAGAGCUGUACUAUAGAGGGAUACUAUACUAUAGAGCUGUACUACAGAGGGGUACUAUACUAUAAGGCUGUACUAUAGAGGGAUACUAUACUAUAGAGCUGUACUACAGGUGGAUACUAUACUAUAGAGCUGUAUUAUAGAGGGAUGUUUUCCUUCUUUGUAUAUGUAUGAACACAUACAUACACAUAUAUAUUUAUAUAUGAAAUGGAAAUAAAAGAGUGAUAUUUUAGAAGAAUGACUAAGAAAAACCUAUAGAACUCGGUGAUAAGGAGCUACUUCUAGGGGGAAAAUCCAAUAUUAGAAGAAAAUAACUAUAUAUACUAUAUUUUUUAUUACGCAAAUAUAUAUUACAUGUAUUUAUUUUAAAAACACCUUUACUGAAAUUUAAUUCAUAUACCUUAUGAUUCACCCAUUUGAAGUAUACAAUUCAGUGACUUUUGGUAUAUUCACAGAGUUGUACAUUCAUCAGAAUAAUUUUAGAACAUUUGUGUUACCCUCAAAGGAAACCCCACAUCCCUUAGCUGUCACCAGCAUACCAUCUCCAUUCACUUUGUCCCUAGCAACCACUAAUGUGCUUUCUGUCUCUAUAGAUUUUCCUAUUCUGAACAUUUCCUAUAAAUUGAAUUACACAAUAUGUGGUUCUUUCACUUAGCAUGAUGUCUUCAAGGUUCAUCAUGUUCUAUGUAUCACUACUUUUUAUUCCCUUUUAUGUCUUAAUAAUAUUCACUAUAUGGAUAGACCCCAUUUUAUGUGUCCAGUCAUCAGUUGAUGAACAUUUAGAUUGUUUCCACCUUUGCCUAUUAUGAAUAAUGCUUUUGUGAACAUUUGUAUACAAAUUUUUGAAUAACUGUUUUUAAUUCUCAUGCAUAUAUAGCUAGGAGUAGAACUGGUGGAUUAUAUGGUAACUCUGUGUUUAAGCAUUUGAGGAAAUGCCAAACUGUUUUCUGAAGCAGCUGCUCCAUUUCACAUUCUCACCAGCAGCGUAUGGCGUUCAGUUUCUCCACACCUUCAUCAACACUGUUAUUAUCUAUUUCUUUGAUUGUAGCCAUCCUAGUAGAUGUGAGUUAGUAUUUCGUGGUUUUGAUUUGCAUUUCCCUGAUAACUAAUGAUGUGGAACAUCUUUUUAUGUGUUUAUUGGCCCCACAUAUAUUUUAAAUUAAUGAGAUUAUGAGGCUUUUUUACUUUCAGAAUUUAUUUUUUUAAAAACUUGUCAGAUUUGUUUAGAUAUUUGUACCAUUACUCUUCAUUGUUUACAGUUUUGACUGUGUGUUAUGUAACACAAUGUUAGUUACUCUACAUAAUUUCUCUGUUAGCUAACUGUUGUAAGAAAUUGAGACUGAGAGAAGAUAAGUAAUUUGUUCAAGGUCACAGAGCUAGUAAAUUGUGUAGGAUUUGAAUCCAGGUCAUUUUAAAUCCAGAGCCUGAGUUCUUUAAAAAUGCUACUGUAGCAUGUCUCAAGUAAUAUAUGUUUUUAGGUUUCCUGUAUUACUAUUGUUAUUGUUGUUGUUCUGGUUGUUACUUUAUUUUACUCAACUACAUAAUCUCACAGAGACAAAGACUCUUAAAUUUCACAUGAACCUCAGUUCAAAAAUGUCACUUUUGGCCUGGUGUGGUGGCUUAUGCCUGUAAGCCCAGCACUUUGGGAGGCCAAGGUGGAUGAAUCACUUGGGGUCAAGAGUUCAAGACC
Chlorocebus sabaeus (green monkey) is the source of this 4139-nucleotide messenger RNA. Lineage: Eukaryota; Metazoa; Chordata; Mammalia; Primates; Cercopithecidae. The record is from RefSeq and is a predicted model, not a curated record.